GGGGAGAGGAUGUCUGUCCCACUGCUGUCUCUCUAACAGAAAAGAGGGGAGGGGGGGGCUUCCUCUGAAAAAAGGAAGAAAACCAGUUCCAUUGCGCUCCCUCUCUCAAGGGGCACUUUGCUUCCUUCUACAUUUUGUGCCUGAAACAUUUUUCUUUUAGAAAAAAAAUUAAAAACUAAAAAAAAACUGAAGACAAAUUUUGCUUCCAUGGAGGUCCUGGAGUCUCCUACCAAGGAGAUCGAGGACUUUGAGAACAACUCUCUGAAGCACCUUCUGCCGGAGCAGAUUGAGAAGAUCUGGCUGAGGCUGCGUGGGCUACGAAAGUACAAGAAGACGUCACAAAGGUUGCGAUGUCUCGUAAAGCAGCUGGAGAGGGGCGAGGCCUCUGUGGCGGACCUCAAGAAGAACCUGGAGUACGCCGCCUCUGUGCUGGAGACCGUGUACAUCGAGGAGACGCGGCGGCUGGUGGACACGGAAGAUGAGCUCAGCGACAUCCAGUCGGACUCUGUGCCUUCGGAGGUGCGGGACUGGCUGGCCUCCACCUUCACGCGCCAGAUGGGCCUGAUGUUGCGGCGGACGGAGGAGAAGCCACGCUUCCGAAGCAUCGUGCACGCCGUGCAGGCAGGGAUCUUUGUGGAGAGAAUGUAUCGUCGAACCUCCAAUAUGGUCGGAUUAAGCUACCCACCCAGCGUUAUUGCUGUUCUUAAGAAUGUGGACCUGUGGUCUUUCGAUGUCUUUGCUCUGAACGAGGCCAGUGGAGACCACGCACUGAAAUUCAUAUUUUAUGAACUUCUCACCAGAUAUGACCUCAUCAAUCGUUUCAAGAUCCCCAUCUCUGCACUGGUGUCCUUCGUAGAAGCCCUGGAGGUGGGCUACAGCAAGCACAAGAACCCCUACCACAACCUGAUCCAUGCUGCAGAUGUCACGCAGACGGUCCAUUACCUUCUUCUGAAGACUGGGAUGGUGCACUGGCUGACGGAGCUGGAGAUCUUCGCCAUGAUUUUUGCAGCGGCUGUGCAUGAUUAUGAGCACACAGGCACCACAAACAACUUCCACAUACAGACCAGAUCAGACACAGCCAUCCUGUACAAUGACAGGUCCGUACUAGAGAAUCACCAUGUGAGCGCAGCCUACCGCCUCCUGCAGGAUGAUGAUGAGAUGAACAUCUUGUACAACUUAUCAAAGGAUGACUGGAGGGAGCUGCGGGCCGUCGUGGUUGAGAUGGUACUGGCCACAGACAUGUCCUGUCACUUCCAACAGAUCAAAGCCAUGAAAAACUUCCUGCAGCAGCCUGAAGCGAUCGACAAGCCCAAAGCCUUAUCUCUCUUACUGCACACGGCGGACAUCAGUCAUCCUGCAAAGAACUGGGAUGUGCACCACCGCUGGACCAGUUCCUUAUUGGAGGAGUUCUUCAGACAGGGAGACAAAGAGGCUGAGCUGGGACUGGCCUUCUCUCCACUCUGUGACCGCAAGUCAACCAUGGUUGCUCAGUCUCAGAUUGGGUUCAUCGACUUCAUUGUAGAGCCCACCCUCACUGUUCUCUCCGACAUGACAGAGAAGAUCGUCACGCCGCUCAUCGAAGAGGCCUCCCGCUCCGGCCUGACGGGAUUCCGGCGGUCCAGUCUGAACAACAUCACGGCGGCGGAUGGGAAGCGGUCCAUCGUUAAGAGCACUGGUUCAGAGGGCAAUGCCUCUCUCAACUGUUCGCUGCUUUCCGUCGACUUCAAGAGCUUCAAGGCCACGUGGAAUGAGGAGCUGCAGAAGAACCGGGAGAAGUGGAAAGCGGAGGCCGCCAAAGACUUGGAAGAGGAAGCUAAGCGGGAGGCUGAGGAGAAGGAGGCGCAGGGACAUGCAGAGGAUGGGCAGCCAAAGAAGGAGGAGCCAAGUGGAGCCGAUCCGCACCAGAACAAACCCGACGAAGAGGAGAAAGGCAAAGGGGAGGAGAGCGAGAGCAAGGAGUUUGGAGGAGAAGCAGAGUCACCGUCCAAACUUGACCCCAAUGGCUCUGAAGCCAAGGAGUCCAGCAGCGCCGGUGAUUCUGAGAACAACCAACCAGUCCAAAACGGAGAAGUGCCAGAAACAGCCGACUUGCCUGAAUGUGCUGGCAGUGAAAAAAAGACCCCUGACGGUUCAGGCGAGAAGAGGACUAAACGACCCAGUCCACCAGCGUCACUGGCAGCCUUGGCCUCUGCAGCUCGGCCUGUAUAAACUAACCACCAGCUCAGUUUCAUUUCCCAACAAAGACUUACUUCCCAGGAUGGGCCUGCGCUCACUGUGCUACACUGCCCCCUAGUGGACACACUCUUUUUUUAACCAUGUUUUGCUCUUUUUUUUAAGUGUGUUCAGAGGUGGGGUAGGUGUGUGAGACAGAGGGAGGUGCUGUGAUUGUUUUCUGCCUUUGAAGUGCCCUUCCUGUGGAGGGCGCUACAGGCCAUUCCCUGCCUGUGCGAGCAAAGUCAUUGAGGCAGGAACAGGACAAGAGCAUCACCUCUUGUGUGUUUUUGUUAUCUAGUCCCUGUGCUGUUUGUACUGGGUGCCACUACUUUUCAUACCUGCGCUUCGUGGAAGUCCAAGGGUGCUGGGGUUUGGGGGUGGUGAGGAACAGAGGAGCAUCGCGGGGAGAGUGGGGGUGUUAGUGGGCACCACCUAUGGUUCAAUGACGAUCAAAGUGUCCAUGAAAUAGAAUGACUCUGGGGGGCCCUGGAAUCCACACUGUGCUGUUCCCUGCACUGUUUAUCACGAUUGUUUUAUUUGUCCAUUUUCAUCAAUAGAUGAUAUGGCUACAGAAGAUAGCACAGUGCCCCACUUCAGAAAUCCCACAUAUUAUUAUUAUUAUUAUUAUUAUUAUUAUUAUUAUUCCAAUGGAUGUCAAAACUCAGAAUUACCUAUUAUUUAUUACUGUAUUUAUUUUUACUCAAGUGUUUCCUUGGGGAGAAGCAGCAGGAGAACUACCUAUAGUAGCAUCCCCAGUCAAAAUGUACACAAGAAACUCACCUCACCUCAGACCUCAAAUAAUUAGUCACGAAAACACAACCUUGCUUUAAAAGUCAUCCUUUUGCUAUUAAAGGUAUCCUAGAAACAACAUAAACUGGGGGUAACACUAAUCAGCAGUGGGUUCUCGGGGUUACGAUUAGGGCUGGGGUCUGUCUCUCUGUCUUGGAGUUCUGCUUUGACUCUAAUAACCACACAAUUAGUACCGUCAGAAUAUUGUGACAUAACCCCGUUUUACCCUCCAGCUCAUCUCUGAACUCGACACCUCAAUGUGUCAUUUGCAGACACUCCAACUUUCAUCAAAUGUGUAUUAUUCAUGUUUUGGCCAAUUUAAAUACAAAAAACAAAGUGUAAACACAAAAUAUGUUGUUGUUAUGCAAUACACUAGUAAUAUUAGAUAUUAAUCUGUGAAAGAUAUUUUAAAGUGUAAAUGAAACAGGGGGCCAAAAUGACUGUAGAAUCUGCUGGAAGGGGGUGUCUCAUCCCCCCAGCCCCUGAAAUAUAAGUAUUGAGCACUGAGACUUUUAUGAUGAUGACAAUGAUCAUUAUAAUUAGUUAUUAUGAGUUGUUUUCCAAGAUGCAAAUUUCAUGGUCAAGAUUCCCUUAUAUAUGUAAAAUUUUUCAGUAUCUUCACUUUUAUGAGUUCUUUCACGUGAUGCUUUUAGCCAAAGCAACUUACAGUAUUUAGCGUUUUUUGCAGCUUGGUCAUUUUUGCCGUAACAGUUCAGGGAAGGUACCUUGAUCAAGGGGACUACAGCAGAAGAUGGGAUUUGAACCUGUGUCCUGUGAGUGGUAGAGGGCUGUGCUAACCACUGCACAACCUGCUGGCCCUUCUUUGCAGAAAGGAGUGAGGUGAACCACCAGGCCCCCCACAGUACUCGCCAGGCUAGGGUUAGGGUGUGUGUGCAGGAGCUCACGGGAAGCGCAGUGUGUCCCUGCUCUGGUUUAUGUAAAGACCAUGGUGGUGUGAUGCACAGAAGCCCGUGUAAACAGUCUGGAAGGACCGAGAGGAACGGUCCUGGCCAUGUCUUGUUAGAACAACACGGCACUGCAUCUCCCUACCGCCGUGCUCGGUCCGGGCCCCGUCUCCCAUAUUUGGACUCCUCACUGUUCUGGGGACAGCGGUUCCUGAGGCUCAUAUUGCUGCUCUCUGCUUUUCCUCUUCCAUCCAGCACCAAGUUUAUUCUUCACACACCGAUGUUGCUCAACUUGCCUGAUGCAAAACGAAAGGCACAGGCAGCCGUGCUCCAUGGGGAUCCCAACCUGCAACACUCUGAUAUUGCAGACAGCUCCCUAACCGCUACACCACCUGGUGACAGCGAUGGUUUGGUACAUAUUUUAUGCAGCACUGGAGUGGGUUUAAACUGAAAUGUUCGGAAUCCUGCUGUCAUUGCAAUGAAGCAUUUACAACUUUUAGUUAGCGUGACCUACAUGUAAAUAUGUGACAUAUACGUCGCACACACCGGGACGGUUAAGGAACAGGCUCAGGGGAGUUAAUCUCAGAGAUUAGCUCACUCUCAGAGGAGUUAAUCUGUGUUGCUUUUCACUCCACCAGCGUGACCUUCAUUCCUGUUUCAUUCAUGCAGUCGGAUAUUUAAAACAUUUGAAGCGGAACAAGUGAGUAAAGCAGCAAACGAGAUUUCGGCGUCUGCUGUUCGCUGUACUCGAAACACCUUCGGUAAAUUUACCGAACCCGCGUUGCCAUGACACUUAACCUGCAAAUAAAACUCGCAAAUAUACCCAUAAAUGCCAUAAAUGAAGAGCUACUAAGAUGUUAGUAUUAUUAUAAGCUUGUAAAUAGUCUAUUGUCCACCUGUGAAUUUCUUUUAAAAAAGGAAAUAUAUAUGUAAAAGAAGUUUUAACCCUUUAAAAGCGUGUUCAGUGCUGUGAAACAGUGUUUCUAAUCUAACUCAGAAAAUACUCCGGGAUAAUAUUUCAUUUUAUUGGCAGUCAGACAGGAUGGAUGACCGCUGCCCGAAAACCAAGAGACUAUUUAAAUGUUGAGAAAAAGCUCAUCGCCAUAUUGAAUAUAUCCCAGUUCUUUCUUGAAAGUGCUUUGCCCUGUUGCUACUCAAUGCAUCACAAGUCUGAAAUAAUGUUAUCAAUUUCUCUGAUGAUGCUUUGACUUUCUUCUCUGUUGCUAUGGCAAUAUCUUUUAAACUGGCAAGUUUUUGACUAGUCUGGUUCCUUAACUAGAACUCCCCCGUUGUAGCGAAGGCAGUGUGAUUGGAUGAACAUGUCUCCUGUCCUUUAGUACCCGCGUCUUGGUACCCCCCCAUCCCUGUUGCUCAUGAUCGGAGUGUGUGUUCACAAGUGCGCCUUGCUUUGCCAGUGUGUUUCAGGUGAGGGUUCUGUUCAAGCAUCUCACUGGCAGAUGAAGAAGCUCUGCCCCAUCCUGAAAGGUGAUUGGUGGGCUAUCCUGUCCCUUACCUUGCUAAAUUAUAGCGUUUUGUGACUAUAGAGGAAAAGCUGGAUGGGGAGAGAGAAAAUGAGGUAAAAAGGAGAAGGGUCAAACAGAGAGGGAGGGUUUGAGGGAAAGGGGUUGAGAGGUUUUCUUUUCGAUAUUGUGGCCAAGUUUCACACCACCACUUCAGCCUUUUCUUAAUAGGUCUCAUUUCUUGUCAGCUGCCAUUGCUUUCAAAAUGUGUAAAAUCUGCAUGUAAAUGAUGCCGGAAGUGUGGCAUUUUUGCUGCAAACAGAGCCACCUGCUGGCUGGUACAUGCAUUGCGUCACCAUGCUUUCUACCGUGGCGUUUUUGGCACAUCUCGGAAACGCGACUUCUGUGACUCUUGAGCUUCUGUGACUCUUCAGCUCGGCUUCACGAAAAUCCGACGACGUCAUUGAAAGUGCGGGGUUGCUUUGUGCUCUUUGUAAUUUUCAUUGAUUUUGUCUGAAGACACGUAUCUCUGUGAAGAUGCUUCUUACAUUUUUGGCGUCGCCUUUGUUCCGACUAUGUGUCAUAAUGUUCUCAUUUAUAAUAACAUUUCAAGUGGGAAGAAAAUAAAACAAGUAUACUGUUAAUGACAGGGGAGAAUAAAACUGUGCUGACCUCACGGUCAUAGUUGUUGCAAUGUCAAUAUCAUGUUAUUGCACUGUUGUGACAAUAAAUCUGAUUUCAAAG
Molecule: messenger RNA, 6112 nt
Organism: Scleropages formosus (Asian bonytongue)
Lineage: Eukaryota; Metazoa; Chordata; Actinopteri; Osteoglossiformes; Osteoglossidae
Product: calcium/calmodulin-dependent 3',5'-cyclic nucleotide phosphodiesterase 1C-like
Exons: 17
Coding region: 208-2208 (666 amino acids)
Biological process (GO): signal transduction
Molecular function (GO): 3',5'-cyclic-nucleotide phosphodiesterase activity
Source: RefSeq, a predicted model, not a curated record